ACCUCACGGAAGGACCUCAAGGCGAAGGGGGUCGUAGCGCGCCUGUAUCAGGAAGCAGAAGGAGAGUGACCAAAAUUACAAUGAAUCCUGACAAUCCGCAUCAGAUUCUAGGAAGAAUCAGGUUUCUGAUUGAGUGCAUUGAUUGCUUCAGGAACAGUAAACCUUUGCCAGAAGCCUUGUGUUAUGUCCCCAAAGAGGUCUUGUAUAAAUUCUGGAAAGACUCCACCUUGUCUUCUACCAUAGUGGGACGAUCUCAGUACAUUGUUUCAAUAUGGCAGUUAGCCUCCCAGCCUCAGCGCAAGAAACUCUUUGACAUUGAAUUAAAGAGAGGGACUUGCAUCAAAGCAACUGGAGAGGAAUACUGCAACAGCCACGGCCUGUGGGUGAAGCUGAAUCAGGAGCAAUUACAAGAGUACAAUAGCAAUUGUCAGGAAACAGAAGGCUGGAUUCUUCUGUGUAAGCAGCCUGAAGGUGGCGAGCGACUUGUGCCAGUGGAAACACCCGAAAGGCUUCAGAAACAGCAGCAGCUUUUUGGUUAUGAUUACAGGCCAUGUAACAGAUGGGAAAAAGUGGUUGAUGCGCAAUAUUCAUUCUAUCUGGGUGCAAAACCCAAGAUCGCAGACAGGGAUGAUGCUGCGAUGCAAAGGCUGAGGUAUGUUCCUCCAACUUGGACAUUUGAGUGUGAUGAAGAUUUGGUGCAUUACCUCUACGAUCGCAUAGGAAAAGAAGAUGAAAACUUAGGCAGUGUCAAACAUUUAGUUGACAGCAUAGAUGCUUCCUCUUUCUCGGAUGAAGCCAAUGUGUGGUGUUUGACUGAUGGUGACAAUGACACUUUCUGGGAGAGUGAGGGGAAUCAGGGCCAUCAUUGGAUUCGACUUUACAUGAAGAAAGGCACAAUUAUAAAGAAGCUGAUCAUCUCUGUAGAUGCAACAGAUGAUAACUACAUGCCAAAAACAAUUCAUGUGUUUGGUGGGGAUCGAGAUAAUUUAAAAAAGUUGAAUGAUCUCACGGUUGAUGAAACUUUAGUUGGUGAUCUGUGUAUCCUGGAAGAUAUGAUGGUUCACCUUCCUAUAAUUGAAAUCCGGAUUAUAGAAUGUGUAGAUGGAGGAAUAGAUGUCCGACUACAUGGCCUUAAGAUCAGAUCUUCAAGGGAAAGAGACCUCGGAUUAAACAUUGACAUGUUUCAAGCUGCAAACCUAGUCCGUUAUCCACGCCUUGAGGGACAUAACUCUGACAUGCUAUAUAGAAGAGCUGUAGCAAUCCACAGAUUCCUUAAACUCCUGGACAGUCUUCUUCAUUAUCUUGUGCCAGCCUGGGAUCACACAGUUGGGUCGUUUGGCCAGUUAAAGCAUAUCAAGCAGUUCCUUCUGCUAUCAAAACGGCGCACCGCUCUGAUUACACAAUGCCUCAAGGAUUCAGAAACUAACAAACCCAACUUCAUGCCAAAACUCUACAUCAAUCGGCGAGUUGCCAUGGAGCACCGGAAUAAUCCCUCCCUUGAUCCCUCUUCUAAGAAUGCUGUGUUCACGCAGAUGUUUGAAGGUUUGAAGCCAUCGGACAAAUGCGAAAAACCCUUAGAUUACAGAUGGCCAGCACGCUAUGACCAGUGGUGGGAAUGUAAAUUUAUCUCUGAAGGGAUCAUUGAUCAAGGUGGAGGAUUCAGAGAUAGCCUCUCCGAUAUCUCUGAAGAGCUGUGCCCAAGUUCUGGGGACAGUCCAGUGCCUUUACCCUUUUUUGUAAGGACAUCUAAUCAGGGUAACAGUACUGGAGAAGCACGAGAUGUGUAUGUUCCUAAUCCAUCCUGUAAAGAAUUUGCAAAGUAUGAAUGGAUAGGCCAGCUGAUGGGGGCUGCAUUGAGAGGACGCGAGCUUUUGGUGCUGGCUCUUCCUGGAAUUAUAUGGAAACAACUAGCAGGAGAGGAAGUGAAAUGGUCUAAAGAUUUUCCUGCUGUGGACUCUGUCUUGGUGAAACUGCUGGAAGCGAUGGAAAGCAUGGACAAGGAGACAUUUGAAUUCAAAUUUGGGAAUGAUCUCACUUACACCACUGUACUUAGUGAUCAUUCUGUUGUGGACCUGAAACCUGAUGGCAGCAACACUGUUGUCCAAUAUGAGGAUCGGAAGGAGUUCAUUCAACUGGUUCAAAAAGCAAAACUGGAAGAAAACAAAGACCAGAUUCAAGCAAUGAGAGCUGGUCUACUGAAAGUGAUUCCCCAAGCGGUGCUUGACCUCCUGACCUGGCAGGAGCUCGAAAAGAGAGUCUGUGGUGAUCCUGAAAUUACAGUGGAAGCUCUCAAACGUUUAACUCGCUUUGAAGAUUUGGAACAGUCUGAUACCAGAGUCAAAUAUUUUUGGGAAGCCCUCACAAAUUUCACUAAUGAGGAUCGCAGUCGAUUUUUAAGGUUUGUUACAGGUAGAAGCCGUCUGCCCGCUCCUAUAUUCAUCUACCCAGACAAGUCAGGCUCAGAGAAAACAGAUGCCCUCCCAGAGUCUUCCACAUGCUCCAGUACACUUUUUCUGCCGAACUAUUCCAGUGCAAAGCUUUGUGAAGAGAAGUUACGUUACGCAGCGUACAACUGUGUGGCGAUAGACACUGAUAUGGUACCCUGGGAGGAGUGACAACCAGACAUCAUCUGUCUAGAAUCAAACAAGAUGCUGUUGCAGAAACUGAUUAUGGCCCACUUACAGCUAUUUUAAAUUUGUGUUAUCUGUGUAAAUGCUCAUUCCUUUAAAUUCAAGUAAUUUUUUUUUCCUGUUUUUGUCUCUACUGUAAUUCCGAGACUAGUUGAUUCCUCAAUCCUAUCAGAACCGUAAGUUCUCAGAAUUAUUUCACAAGUCUUCAAAAAGUGGCAUCGCCACGUGACCUCGUGAAGUCCUCCUAUCUUGGCAAUUGUUUAAAAAAAAAAUUAGACCUGUAUGGUUGUUUGGCUUGAGAACAUUGCUUUGGCUUAGACCAGAGAAAAAAUAUUCUCUAAAGUCUAGAGGCAAGCCGAGCCUUUCCACAAAAUAAAAUUGAUCAUCAUGGUUUGAACUUUACUAAGUCUCCACAAUGUUGGCACCAUUUUAUUAGACGUGGUGCUGGACUCCAGAGACAUAAUGACACUGAUGCUUGUGAUGGACUUCUCCUACUUCGUACGAGGGAACACACUGUCUUUGGGAAUUCUGGCAGAUCGUCAUUUUUCCUUUGCCAGUUCAAAUGUUACCAGCUUUGUAUUAUACCUGACUCCGCACCUCUGCCUAGGUGGGAAUAGCCUCAGUGUUUCCUCAGAGCUCUGAAGGAGCCAUUCCACAGCUAUCUCUGCCUUUAGUAUCUAUUCAUUUCAUGUGGGCUGCUCCUUGCCUUCUGCCACCCUUAUCUGUGAAGCUGGACCCACAAAGGAGAGUGCAUCUGCACUGAUGAAGGGUGUGCAGGAAUCAUGUGACUGUUUCCUCAGUGUCCUGCUCCUCUGACGACUGCAUUUCUUCCUCUUAUCCCCAUUGCCUCCAGUGAUACAAUGAGAGAUAAAUGACAGCUCCAUGCCAUGCUGACUACUGACAGUUGAAAUCCUGCAGUUUUCUUGGAUGAAUAGGGCUUUUUAUGUAAGUUGCAUAAUAAAGCCAGCUGCUAGUGUCAUCAUGUAAUUCUUUCACCUGAUCGCUGCAGCACCUUUUGUAUUGGUGAAAGUUUGUACUAAUGAUUGUAUUGCCUGCUUCUCCUAGCAAACUUGGAGCACCCUCAUAAUUGGCUAACUUGCAAAUUCACCUGGAAGGGUCUGUAUUCGUAGUCACAUUUCCAACCACAAUGUAAUCUUAAUGCUGUUAUAUAUUCCAUGUACUUAAGGUUCCACGUAAUGUUCUUCGCUAUGCCUAAAGAAAGAAAAGUGGUAUGUUAGAUGCACAUGUGUAAGUUAUAUUUGAUGUGCAGUCACAGAAUAAAUAGGAAUUGAACCUUUUCUUUAUCAUCAUCUUGCUUCAUCCCCAAACCCCUUGAUUCCCAUUUCAUCCUAAAUCUAACAAUCUCAGUUCAGAAUGAAUUGUGUGACUGAGGAUCUGCAGGUCUCUGGACAGAGAAUUCCAAAGAAUCCUACUUGAGGGGGAAAAAGUUUCUCAUCUCAUUCCUAAACCUUUAUUCUGAUACUGUGACUUCUAAUUCUAAACUCGAAUGAGAGGGGAGAAAUGUUUCAAGCACAUACCCUGAAAUCGCUUUAGGAAUUUAUGUUUCAAGACGGUUACCAUGCCAGAUUAAACUUUGGGGAAUAUGCACACAGUCCACUAAAUAUCACCUAGGAUAAUGUCACGUCCCCAGGAAUCUACAUAUUAACCUUCCUAGAAUUCUCCUUGGGACAAGUAUAACCUUCCAUGGGUAAGGAGACCAAAUCUGUACAUAAUUGUAGUACAGAUGACAAAUGUAAUGCAGUACAUUGCUUGGGUAGAAAAUAAAGGGCAACUCUUGGGGGGAAAACUUCUAUUUAAUUUUGUUAACUCUGGUCAAUAACACACUGCAAGUAUCACCCUGACUGACCUACUUCACACGUAACUAAUGAAUUGGCAAGAUUGCUCCCAAACGUGGUCCAUGUUUGAAUAGAUCCUUAUAGUUGUAUGCCAGCACAUUUUUGGCUGUAAUGAAACAGCUGCAACAUAUCAGAAAUAUUCUUGUAUUGAAGUGAUUUUUUUUUCAUAUUCAGAGAGCUGGAAGAUUAAAUUUAGCUUUUAAUUUGGAUCUGUUUCUGUCACAUCAUCACAGUGCAUUUGAUGCAGGUUGCUAAACAUAUGGCCUAUCCCUAAAGUGAAGUCAUUUUUGUUUCUUGACUAUUAAUCCUAGAUCAUGAAAAACGUGGUACAAUGUGUAUCAAGAGUUUAGAAACAUCAUGAAUUAAGUGUAUUCUAAAUGAUUUUGAACAAUCAUCCAAUUUAUUGCUUGGGGUGUCUUGGCAGCUUGAUGAUGGGGAAAAUUUGCCAAAACUAUUGAGAAACUUUGAAUUACAGAUUGUGUUCAAGCUAACAUAAACUGAUCUGGUCCCUCCAGGAAGGACUUGUGUUUAAAGGAAACACAAGUUGAACAACUUCGGCAAAUGCCGUAGUGUAAUCUGACAACAACUCCCUUUGAUAGGUGCUACCUUACUGGAAGCACAGAAUUGAGGCAUUAUCGGCAUACACCUGCCCACUCCCCAUCCCCCAAUUUUGCUAUUUCUCAGACGAGCCGGUAGAUUGAAUGCGGCAAUGGCAAUCUCUGCUGUCGGACUACUCUUUAUCAUUGGAGAAUAGAUUACACAAGUCGAAAUGAUGACAGCUGUGGCAAAUACUUUCUGCCAAAAUAGGUGUUGCCUAACAGCUAAUACCAGUGAGGAUCUAUUGGAUGGGAAUGUGAGAUUCAAUGAGGUUUAUAUUUCUAAUUUUUUCUAGCUAUUUAAAACCUAGUUGAAGCUGACUUCCUAGUUUAUACACUCCAUCUUUCUGGCUACAUGCAAACACUUCAAUAGACAUGAGUAAAAUGUGUAAUUUAUGUUGAUUAAUACUGUAUUGAAACAGUCAAGUUGUGAAAUAUUUUGUCAAUAUUAUAGGAUAAAUUAACAGUUUACAUAAUAAAACUUA
Molecule: messenger RNA, 5567 nt
Organism: Stegostoma tigrinum
Lineage: Eukaryota; Metazoa; Chordata; Chondrichthyes; Orectolobiformes; Stegostomatidae
Gene: hectd3
Product: HECT domain containing 3
Exons: 22
Coding region: 81-2615 (844 amino acids)
Molecular function (GO): ubiquitin-protein transferase activity
Source: RefSeq, a predicted model, not a curated record